CGUAACAAUGUGGGACAAAAGAGUUAUGUAAGAAGUGCUGCUAUAUCUUCUGAUUCUUUUUUUUCAAAUUACUACAAAAAUUUGUUGUUUUCGCACAUAGAUUGAGCAAUGUAGGUAAAAACAAAACUACUGGAUUCCCAUGAGAAAUCAAAGAGGGAGGUUUUACAUUGCGGCUACAAACCUCCAGUCAGACUCGGCUCUGCCUGCAGUGCAGAGUCAACUCAGCGAGAGUGCAGAGUCAACUCAGCGAGAGGACUCUUAACAAAUACACAGGACAACAGGAGCUAGAACUGUAUGCAUUCAUAUCUGCUGAAGAGGACGUCAGUACAUGUGAGGAGGUGAAAGCAGUUUGAAGUUCCCUGAUGGCUCCUUCCAACUGGUUGGUCCUGCUGCUACAGCUGCUCAGCUGGAUAUCAGCUGGCCAGGCCUGUUUCUGUGACCGCUACCCCUGGGGAUCCUGGUCCGCCUGCUCCCAGACCUGCAACCACGGGACACAGCACAGGCACAGGGCUUUUAAUUAUCAUGAUGAAUACUUCUGGAAGGGCAGCUGCCUUCAGCUGUGUGAGGAACAUGACAGAAGAACUUGUAACGAGCAGACCUGUCCCAUCAACUGCCUGCUGACAGAGUUUGGGUCUUGGUCCGACUGCUCGCCCUGCGCCAAGAAACAGUUACGGACGCGGUCUGUCCAGCGUCCGUCCCAGUUUGGUGGAUCGGCCUGCAGCCCGGAGCUGACAGAGGAGAGGCCCUGUUACCCCGCCACAGAGUGCAAGUUAGCACCCAUCGACUGCAAAGACGACUUCAAGUGUGAAAAUGGACGCUGCAUCAACUCGACGCUGACAUGCAACAGGCAGAACGACUGCGGAGAUAACUCUGACGAAAAAGACUGUGGCGACUUUAAAAUUGUGUGUCCAGGGGAAAAGAGAGUGGCCCCCGGGGCUGACCUGGUGGGAAAUGGGUUUGAUGCUCUAGCAGAGGAGCCAAGGGGAGCAGUAUUGGACAACAUGUUUAUGGGAGGAAGUUGCAACAUCAAGAGGCCUCGAAGCACGACGCUCUACCACCGAAUCCCUCACAACUUUGAGAGCUUUGAAAUUAAGGUUGGAGAGCUGGAGGACUUCAGCAACGAGCCCCACUCGCUGCACACCGAGCCUAUCGAUUUCAAGACGUCCAGCUCAUCUGGAAUGAGCCAACAAGGUCGAGAUGCCUUUUUCAUCCCCAUUAUUUUUCUCCCCAUGUUUUUCUUCACUGGGAGUUCAAUGUCGAGUACCAGCACUAGCAAGGAAGCUUUUGAAGCUUCAAAGAAAACGGACUCCAAGUUUUUCCGGGUGCACCAGGUUCUGCCCAUAUCCACGUUCAAGGUGAGGGACCCCAGGGACCUUGUCCUGGCACAGCCUUUCCUCCAGUUCCUUCAUGCUCUUCCUCUGGAAUACAACUACCCCCUCUACAGGGACAUCUUCCAGCGCUUUGGGACGCACUACUACAGCUCAGGGAAACUAGGGGGCCACUAUGACCUGUUGUAUCAGUACAGCCGAGAAGAGCUCACCACUUCAGGUCAAACAGAAGAGCACACCAUGGGCUGCCUGGGCAGAGAGACCACCUGGACCAUCAUCCUCUACACAGAACACAGCAGUGUAACCCGAUGCCACGACAACAGGAUGACUCAGAAAUAUGAAGGCUCGUACAUUCAGUCAGCAGAAAAAUCUUUCUCCAUGGUGAAAGGAGGUCGAGUCCGAGAGGCAGCAGCUCUGGCCUGGGAGAGGCAGGGCCCCGCUCCGGACCGAACAUCUUACAAGAACUGGGCCAAGUCUGUUCUCGAGAACCCUGCUGUGGUCGAAUCCCAGGUAGUCUCGAUCAUAGAUCUGGUUCAGGGAAUCCCAUGUGCUGUCACAAAGAGGAGACACCUGAGGAAGGCCCUGCUGCAGUACCUGGACGAGUUUGAUAGCUGCAAGUGCGCUCCCUGCCCCAACAACGCCAGGCCCGUUCUCUCUAGCACAGAGUGCAAGUGUGUUUGCCAAACUGGCACAUUUGGCACUAACUGUGAGAGACGAGCUCCCGACUACACUUCAGAGGCGGUAGAUGGUUACUGGAGCUGCUGGGGGCCAUGGAGUGGCUGUGGAGCCUCAAUGAAGAGACAUCGGACGAGGCGAUGCAAUAACCCUGCCCCCCUCAGAGGAGGCCAACCCUGCAAGGGUCCUGAGAGACAUGAGAAUCCAUGUCACAUCUCCAUCUUUGAAAAACAGGAGACUUGCGACAAUGACGACGACUUCACUAUAGGCUGGAAGGACGAGCUGCCUCCUGGUGUGCAGGGCUGCCUGAGGCCACAGAGGCCUGCCAACAGCUUCCUCAGGAAAGCAAAGCAGUAUUAUGACUUUGGUGAGGACGAGGAGUUCCAGUGCUACACUGGAUUUGACCUGGAGGGUUUUCAGUUCAUCAACUGUCUUCCUGAUGGGACGUGGAGUCAACCAAAAGGAAGAUGCACCAGGAAUGUGUGCCUUCCUCCUGAGAUCCCUGAUGGCAUGAUGCUGUUUCCCAACAAAGUCGAGUACAGGGUGGGGGAAUCCGUGCGUUUGAACUGUAACGAGCCGGGCCUGCGGCCGCUGCCGGGAGCCUUCUACAAAUGCAGCGGCAGUUCCACCUGGCAGCCUCCAUUACCGGCUGACCUACGCUGCACUGAUGAGGUACCGUUUGUUCCUGAGAGUCAGUGCGGUCCAGGACAGACACGACAGGGCUCUAAAUGUGUCUGUAUUCAACGGGAGAGCUGCCUUUCACAGGCAGAGAGUCUCUGCAUCCUGAACUUGGACAUCGGUGUCAUCGUGCCAAUGUCCCUGUGCUCCUUCCAUGCUGGUCGUUGCCACGGUGAUCCACUCUUCUUUGUUAACGAAGGCGCGUGUGACACGGCUGAUUUGGCCAAACUGGAGUGGGCCAUGUUCAGAGCCAACAUGUCCUCUAAGAGCUCUGUUCAGGAGCGCUGUGAUCUCAACACGUGUUAUGAAUGGGAGACCUGCUCAGCGUCUAAGAAGUGUGAGUGCAUAGCUGCUCGGAACUGCCCCAGAGUUGAAGCGCAUACGUUCUGUGUGAAGCUGACCCGGACCCAGAGGACUCGCAGCAUGGACCUUUGUUCUAUGGCCGCCCUCAAAUGUGCCAGCUACCAGUUUGAGAUUCUCAAUGAAGGUGUCUGUGAGUCCACAUGAUCCUUCAAAAGCUUUUUCUGUGCCGUUGCACUCAACCUCUGAAUUCAUCUAACAUCUCACAUUAUAGCCAUUAGCACAUAUUUUUACCUGUUUUUCUUUAAAAACAUUGCAUUUAUAAAAGAAAACUAGACUGGCAGGCAGGUAUACUUGGAUUCAAGAACCCGGGGCAACUCAUCUCUAAGUCUAAAUUGGACUCAAACAGGUGUAUUUUAGGAUGCACUCGUUUUGCUUGGGUGGGCCGCACUUCAUCUAGUGAACUUUCAGAUGCUAUUUUCUGAAAAUACCUGGUAUGUUAUAUACAAUUUUCUUUUAAAGGGCAUCAUCGGAUUUUUUAGCAAAUUUGGUAUGACAAUACUGUAUCUGACAACCAAAUGUAUCAUAUUGCCACCCAAUGUCAGAUUUGCACCAUAUUUGGUACGGGAAAUGUGGGGUAGAUACCACAUUUGUGUAAUUUGGAUAAUAUAUUGGUGAUCUGAAGCAAAAAUAUCAUUAAAUAUUGACAUAUGUGUGAAAGCA
Sander lucioperca (pikeperch) is the source of this 3704-nucleotide messenger RNA. It is a transcript of the gene c6.2, whose product is annotated as complement component 6. The transcript has 18 exons. Bases 363 to 3188 code for a protein of 941 amino acids. Gene Ontology annotation, biological process: immune response. Gene Ontology annotation, cellular component: membrane attack complex. NCBI's taxonomy places the organism in Eukaryota, Metazoa, Chordata, Actinopteri, Perciformes, Percidae. The record is from RefSeq and is a predicted model, not a curated record. Gene Ontology annotation, molecular function: protein binding.